Colletes gigas is the source of this 3124-nucleotide messenger RNA. RefSeq lists its product as uncharacterized. Gene Ontology annotation, molecular function: DNA-binding transcription factor activity. The transcript is spliced from 6 exons. The coding region runs from base 1 to 1635 and encodes 544 amino acids. The record is from RefSeq and is a predicted model, not a curated record. Lineage: Eukaryota; Metazoa; Arthropoda; Insecta; Hymenoptera; Colletidae. Gene Ontology annotation, biological process: regulation of DNA-templated transcription.
AUGGGCGUCGCGUGGCGGCUAUUGGUCGACGGUGACCUCAGGUGGCGCCGAUUGGCCGAAAGUGACGUAAACGAGAGCACGAGUAGUGACCAGUUUAGUGCGCGUGAGUAUUUGUCUCGUGACGUGUUCAAUCCCGGCACUGACGACGUUCCAGGCUCGCAUUCCGCGAAGAAGAUCCGAGGAGUUGGUACCAUCGAUCAGUACGAAGCAGUUCUCGUGUUCCAAGUGGAAGGUACGAUAACACGGAUCGUUUCAAGGAGGGUAUCCAAAAUCCCUCCUAUUUACGAACGCCCAACGGCCAGCAACAUUUCAUUUGAGAAGAGAGGCGAGUUUAACGUAUCGAAGCCAUGCAACCGUCAGCCGCAUCUGUCAUCUGUUUUUCGUGGCGUGAGAUUGGAGCCGCCGGAGGGAGAAUCUUCAAAAAUGGACACAGUCCCCUUAUUGUCACCAACCAUGGAAACAGAAUUGCUGAAGGAACCAUGGGUAUUUCCACAAUCAAAACUAACGAUAAAAGAAGGGAAGAAAGCAACGCCGUCUGCUUGGGAGGAAAACUUUCAGGAUUUAAGCGGCUGGUGUAUGGAUACAUUCCAGGGUCAAUGCGAUUUUCAUAUAGGUGAAUCACCUAUUUUUAAACUAUCAGGUACAAAAGACGAGGGUAACAGUGCUUUGGCUUCAGAGGAGGGGGUAUUGAAAGAUUUGAUAAGUGUAGCGGACGAAGACAAGUGGAGCAUAAAAAUGAACGGGUCAACCGAACAUACGAACAAUAAUUGUCACAGCUUACAAUCUACAUCAAAAGUAACUAGCAAAUGCGACAAAAAAGAUAGUACUGCAGGCUCUGAUACAUCCAAUUUGUGGUUGAAGCUAUCGAAACGAACACCACCUACUAUAACAUCAAACGCAAACGUAACUUCAUGGAACAAACAGAAUGAUACAGAUGCUAGUAUACCAUUCCAAGCCAGGUGUAAGAUAGAAAACAUCAAUUUGAAUAAUGCGUGUCCGACUUCUUUCGGUUCUGCAGAAAAUCAGCGAGAAACGUGGGACGUGUUGCAAUCGGUCGAGACCACGGGAUCGGAAUCCUUCGAUUUGUUGUCGUACCUUUGCGAUGAUGAAGUUAGUUCACCGGAAGGCAGUGUCUCGAUAGAUGGUUCGAUCGUGUCCCUCGCUAAAUCACCCACGACAGUAGUUCCGGUCGCUUACGAGGAGAUGAAAACCGAAAACGAGUCGGACAUACAAAGCCGAGUAGCGCCAACUUUAAUUUUGCCUACUACGGAAGAGACAUCCACGGUAUCUUCGCGAAGAUCCGAAAGAAAAAGGGCAGCUGUUACCAGUAGAGGGGAGAAAACUUACAAUAGAAUAGCGAAACGAUCGAGGCCGGAUAGAAGACGCGACACCGAAACCGAUUCGUCGAGCGAUCAAACGUACGGCUCGCAUUAUAGAGAGUCUAGAGAAAAGAACAAUGAAGCUUCACGAAAGUCACGUAUGAACAAAAAAGCGAAAGAGUGCGAGAUGACUAUGAAAGCAAUGGAAUUGGAAAGAGAUAAUCGAAUAUUGAAAAUGAAGGUCGAGGAACUCGAGAAACUUGUGACGUCGAUGCGCAGCGCAUUGCUAAGAUCUGCUCUGAAGAAAGAGUUCUAAAUGUUUAUUAUUAUUUUCAACGCUCAUUAUGCGCCAGAUAUCGCAUAAAAUGAUUGUUGUACUUUCUCCGUUCUUUCCCUUUUUUGUUCUUUUUUUUUUUUUUUCCUUCAAAGGGUUAUACGUUUUCUAAUACGAAAGAGAAAAGCAAUCGAACCAUUAUUUUCUCAAGAAUUACAUGAUUAGGAUUAUGAACGCCCAGAAUGGUAUACUUGGUAUAAAUAUUUUUUUCUGACGUACCAAGGUAAAAAGAAAAAGCUAUUGAAUUUCGAUUAUACAUAGCAAAUAAUUUUUGAAAGGAAAGGGUGUAUUUCUCGACGUUUUAUGUAUCUGUUGCACAAUGCUUGUGUUUAAGUUCAUCAAGGAGAUUUUAUUUACGAUAUUUUAUAAUACUAUAAUGGAAUAUAUUAUCCAUAUUAUCAAAAGAAAAAAAAAAAGAAAAAAAACAUGAGAUAUACAAAGGAAGAGAGGUUGGAAAAGUUACAAAUGUAUCCUUUCAAAAGUUUAUCAAGAACAAGAUUACAUAAUCGUUUUGUUCAGCCUUGUAUUGUACCUGAUAAAAAAAAGUAUGAAUAUAGAGGUUCGGACAAGAUAAACUAUGAUUGGUAAAAAUAUAAUUUUUUUACUGGCAUGGGCACAAUAGUGACAUGAUGUACAAUAAUCUUCAAAUAAAGAAGUUGCUUCAAAAUUUAUCUUGUAACAAAGAGAAUUAUUUUUCUAGACUUUAAUGGUACAAGCAUAAACUAUAUGACUUAAACACUGAAUAAUAUAUCACAACUUUGAACAACAAACGAGUAUCUAAAUUUAGUCAUUCCUAUAUAAAAACUUGCUUACGAACAAGUUGUAAUCAGAAUGUUAAUUCGUUUGAUGUUAAACGAUAGAACACAAAAAAAACAUUAUAUCAUGUAUUCGCUGCUUGAAUCACUCGUACAGUGAAUUUCAAAUUUAGUUUAACAGCAGAAAUGAACUAUGCAUGCAAAAAAGGGAUUUUUGCAAUUAAAAUGCUAUGAAAUAGGCUGUGUUGUAAAUAUUGUGGAAAUAUCUGCUGUUGCUUCAAAAACAGUAGUAACUUCCAACAAUAUUACUGCUACGUCCCCUAAUAAUUAGAUAUCAAAUUUAAUUAUGUAUCAGAUUACAAAUAUUGCCCAUAUCAUACAUAAAAAAUGAAAACCAUUACUUUAGAAAUGUAAGUAACAGAGUCCUGUAUGUAUGCAAGCAAAGUAACAUUUCUAUUCCAUGGUAUAUUUAAAUUUUAUGAAGAGUGAUUAACUAAAUGUAUAUUUUUUAUAAUAUUCAUGCAACGUUCAUAAGAAUUACGUUUGUAUUUCUUAUAAGCUUUCCAACAUAGUCCCCAGUUGGCAAUUGAAAAUUUUAACUAUGAAAAUUGAGCUUAUCGCAUAUGUUGAGAGUUUAUCCUUUACAUUAUGAAAUGUAUAAAAAUAAUUCAACAAAUGUAAUGUGGUUAUUAAUAAAUGCAAUUCAUCGAUUAGAA